AUGAAUGACACAUAUUUCUUUCCUGCAUACAGUGAAAAGAUGAAUGAUUAUGAUGCAUAUUUAUUGCAACCUAUAGACUAUCAGUACAUGACUACGAAUCUUUUGCAACCGGUUGUAGUCGCAUCACAAACGGAAAGGGUUGACAAGUAUCUACCGGAAUUCCAUCAAUACUCUAAAGAGACAUAUGAAAAGAAACGAAACAAGAAGGAGAUGGUCUCCCGACGCCGGGUUCAUAUCCAAUCCGAACAACGACGUCGAGCACAAAUUAAGGACGGUUUCGAUGCCCUUCGAGAACAUUUGCCUGCUUGCGUCGGUAAAAAGAUGAGUAAAGUGGCUUUACUACACUCCACAGUACAACAUUUACAGCAUUUCGAAAAGAGUCAACGUACAAUCAAAUUAGAAUUACAACGUUUAAUUGAGGAUAAUGAAAAAUUGAAAGCUCAAUUAAACAUGAUUCAAACCCCUUCUCUCCCCCCCUUUUUGUGA
This is a messenger RNA of Mucor mucedo, 486 nucleotides long. RefSeq lists its product as uncharacterized. The record is from RefSeq and is a predicted model, not a curated record. Gene Ontology annotation, biological process: regulation of transcription by RNA polymerase II. Gene Ontology annotation, molecular function: DNA-binding transcription factor activity, RNA polymerase II-specific; RNA polymerase II cis-regulatory region sequence-specific DNA binding; protein dimerization activity. The transcript is spliced from 2 exons. Lineage: Eukaryota; Fungi; Mucoromycota; Mucoromycetes; Mucorales; Mucoraceae. The coding region runs from base 1 to 486 and encodes 161 amino acids.